Messenger RNA from Necator americanus (New World hookworm), 1605 nucleotides. RefSeq lists its product as uncharacterized. Gene Ontology annotation, biological process: spermine biosynthetic process; spermidine biosynthetic process. NCBI's taxonomy places the organism in Eukaryota, Metazoa, Nematoda, Chromadorea, Rhabditida, Ancylostomatidae. Bases 1 to 1605 code for a protein of 534 amino acids. Gene Ontology annotation, cellular component: cytosol. The transcript has 18 exons. The record is from RefSeq and is a predicted model, not a curated record. Gene Ontology annotation, molecular function: adenosylmethionine decarboxylase activity.
AUGGCAAGGACUGCGUCUUCGACUCUAACCAAAAAUGUGCCCAUAGUAGAGGUCGUGCAAGGAAUCAUCCAGAAACGGGACUACUAUGGCCAGCUUGGUAUAGUCAGGUCAAAACGACGUGAAGCUCGGAACAGUUGCAUAAGCGGCUGCGCUCGAAGUGGCGCGUUUGCAGCCUGCGGCUGGAAUCGAGACUCACCGAAGCGAAACUACGCGAAAGUUCGGAUAGGACCUAUUGGCUCCGCGGACAAGCGGCGUGGAACAGCUUCCUCUCGUCAGUUGCCGAGGCGUUUUGCCCCUUGUGUCUCGCUGAUUGACACCUUUGGUGCUGUGGGCAUUGGUGAAGGCUCGUCCUCAUCUGCCUCAGUUGACCUAGGUCCGACGUCGCCAAAAUCCCAAGAACGCGGUUUCGGUAGCACCCCAGAGGAUUGUAUGGGUCCAGACAUUGAGACCCUCAUCCUCGUACUCUACCGUCUGUCAAGGAGAACAAGAAACAAAACCAGUGAAAAGAACAGGAUGUCCGUAAAAGUCGAUUCUUGUGUUAGCCCAACGAAGCCUUGCGAAGAACAAACACCGGUCGAGGAAUACUUCUUUGAAGGUGCGGAGAAACUUCUGGAAUUGUGGUUUGGAAACAGAAACGCAAAAACCGGGUCGCUUCGCCUCAUUCCUAGAUAUGAGCUUGAUGCUAUGCUCGAUAUUGCCAGAUGCAAAGUGCUGCAGUCUGCGCAUACUGGACAUAUCGACAGCUAUGUACUAAGCGAGAGCAGUUUGUUCGUAUCGGAGCGUCGCCUUAUUCUGAAGACAUGCGGAUCCACACGCCUUCUGGCUGCGUUGCCGAUAAUAAUCGAGCUCGCAAAAAGUUAUGGGGGCUUUGAUGAGGUAGUCUCAGUGUACUACUCACGCAAGAAUUUCCUUCGUCCCGAAUUGCAGCCUGAAGAGCACCGCUCUUUUGAUGCAGAAGUUGAAUAUCUGGACGGAUUCUUUCAUGAUGGACAUGCCUACUGCAUGGGAUCACUCAAACAGGACUGCUGGUAUCUAUACACCUACCAUGUUCCCCAACCUGUCACAAAAGUAGCUGAUCAUACACUGGAAAUACUUAUGACAGAUCUUGAUGAGGACGUAUUGCACACCUUCACAAAGGAUGCAUGUGAAAAUGGAAAGGAUUGUACGGAGCGUGCCGGAAUUAAUCGCAUUGUUCCCAAGGGAACAGUCAUUCACGAAGAACUUUUCGAGCCAUGUGGAUACAGCAUGAAUGCGUUUUUGCCGGACUCGGAUCACUAUGCCACCAUUCACGUAACGCCUGAGAAGGAGUUUUCGUUCGCGUCAUUUGAAACCAACCAAGACCUCGUCUGUUUGUACAAACAAACAAAGGAAGUGCUGAAUUGCUUCCGUCCUGGGAAACUUCUAAUGACUGUGUUUGCAAACGAUGGCUCGAGCAAGGGGCGUGAUGCUCAGCAACAGUUGUGGGAUCGCGAACUCCCGGGAUACAAGCGCACCAAUGUGCAGUUUGUCAGACUUGAGACGGAGACGCUGGUAUAUGCACACUUCGUGAGGAAGGACGGCACGGAGUCUUCAAGCGAUGAGGAUGAUGGAGCACUCAGCGAAUAG